Messenger RNA from Xenopus tropicalis (tropical clawed frog), 1032 nucleotides. RefSeq names its product nudix hydrolase 16 (gene nudt16). The record is from RefSeq and is marked provisional. NCBI's taxonomy places the organism in Eukaryota, Metazoa, Chordata, Amphibia, Anura, Pipidae. Gene Ontology annotation, molecular function: metal ion binding; IDP phosphatase activity; hydrolase activity. Gene Ontology annotation, cellular component: nucleoplasm; nucleolus.
GUGACAUGGCGGAAACAAGGAGGCCAGACAGCGGGGACAUGGAGGUGGAGAAGCCGCGGCCCCGGAACAUAACCCGGGAAGAGUCACUAAAGCUAGAAGGCUAUAAGCACGCCUGCCAUGCUCUCUUACACGCACCCAGUACCGCCAAGCUGUUUGACCGCGUCCCUAUUAGGCGUGUAUUGCUGAUGAUGAUGCGUUUUGACGGGCGCUUGGGAUUCCCAGGUGGUUUUGUAGACACUCGAGACACAUCUCUGGAAGAAGGUCUGAAACGGGAGUUGCAAGAGGAGCUUGGUCCUGCUCUUACUACCGUGGAAGUGUCAGUGGAAGAUUAUAGAAGUUCCCAAGUCAGGGAGUACCCUCAAAAGUGUGUUACUCACUUCUACAUUAAGGAGCUGAAACUGGAGGAAAUAGAGAGGAUUGAAGCUGAGGCUGUGAAUGCCAAAGACCAUGGAUUAGAGGUGAUGGGCCUGGUCCGCGUGCCCCUGUAUACCCUGCGGGAUGGAGUGGGAGGUCUUCCUGCUUUCCUGUGCAACAACUUUAUUGGGAACUCCAAAAGUCAACUUCUGUAUGCACUGCGCUCCUUGAAACUGCUACGGGAGAACCAGAUUCAGGAGGUCCUGAAGGCAAGCCAUAAACUUCAUUACUGAAGCUAAUAUGGUGUCUUCUCGCUGUUUAACUGCUGGUGUGUGUAUGUAUAUAUAUAUAUAUAUAUAUUGUAUAUAGAUAAAUUCUAUAUUGUCACGCUAUUUUGAAUUGAUUUCAACUGCAAUUAAGUUGGAUUUGCUUUCAGAACAGCCUCCCAUAGGUGCCACACAAACCCAGAUAAUCAAAUAAUAGGGCAAAAAUCAUUUGAUUUUUUUUUCUUUUCAUUUUCUCAAGUUUCUAUGCUUAAGAAAUGUUUAAACUGUAUGCUCAACUACAACUUUCUUUGUAUCUAUGUGACUGUGUUAGAUCUAUUACAAAAAUAUUAUUUUCUCUUUGUUGUAAUAAGACAAAUAAAAUGCUGAAGUACAGAGCUACAGAAAACCGAAA